CUCGACAGUACAAUAUUUUUGAACUCUGACAAGCCCAACAAUUCACAUUCAGCAAUAAGCUAGACAACGCACCUUUAAACUAUCAAACCCUAACGAUUUUCAAUUUUGAUGCGAUAAAAAAGAAGUGCAAAAAUUACGUAAGGAUACGCAACUUCUCAGUUACCAAAUCCAAUGCCGCAGACACAACCAAACCCCUAGCUGAGGCCCCAGGCAUGAACGGCCCUGUCGAGGUUCUCCGACCACCCAACGCCACCGUGUCGGUUUUCGAGUUCGGCUCCGUCGUCGCCUCCAACGACAAGGUCACGCUAGCUGGCUACUGUCCCGUAUCGGAAAACUUCGAGCCCUGCCGCUGGGAGAUCAUUCAAGCAACUCAGUCCAACGCGCCUCAGUUUCGAAGGACAAAACUCAAAAUUAGGGAUGGUAGAAAGGACCAAGUCUGGUGGGUCAGUCUGGCAGCGGCCAAAAAAGUCAGCCCGGAAUAACAUUUUCAACCUGGGAGACUAGUGGAGAUGUACAAUAAGGCCCUGAGAGGAUCCACACGCCCCACUAAUUUUCUCUCAAAUUAUUCUCCCAGAAUCUCAUUUUCAUUUUCAUGUCAUUUCAUUUACCUUUCUUUGCAUGCCAACAUCUGGAGCAAAGUCUCAAAUCGAAGGUUUUGCUUCUGCACUUCAUCAUGCUGAAUUAACCAAGAUUUUGAAGGUGCCAAACUUCAACACAUAGAGGACCAACCUGGUUCCGCUCUUACAAGUUACUAGUUUGUGCAUAUGAUGUUUCUCUUUCAAGCAAAAUGCACUAAACAAUUGGAAGCUUUGACUCAAAGGUGUAUAUCUAGAUGGUCUAUUACACCUUAUGCUCGUUACUCCAAUACUUCUCAGAAGAAGUCUAAGCUUGCUCCUUUGCAGGAGAGGCGAAUGAUAGACAAGUGUAAGAUAUUUGCAAAAGCAGGUGAUGGAGGUAGUGGUUGCUCCAGCUUGCGCAAGGGAAGACCCGAUGGUGGCAAUGGUGGGAGAGGCGGUGAUGUGAUUUUGGAAUGCUCUACCAGAGUUUGGGACUUCAGUGGUUUGCAGCGUCAUCUGAUAGCCGACAAGGGAGGACAUGGAUCAUCAAAAAACUUGAUAGGUAGCAGGGGUGCUGAUAAGGUUGCCCGUGUACCCAUUGGCACUGUACUUCAUCUUGUCAAUGGAGAUAUUUCCUCCGUUGUCAAAACUCAAUCCUUGACUGAUUUAGACCCUUGGGAUAUUCCUGGGGCACUUGUUGAUGAUCUUCCUGACCCUGGCUAUGGUUCUACCUCCAGUGACACAAGAGGGGAAGUAAAAGCAACACAUUCAUUUGGCUGCUCCUCAACGCAAGAUGAAGAAACAAAUGCUGAGAAAUCCAGACAUGAUACAUCAACAGAUGCGUUCUCUCAACUCUCCACGUCUAAUGGAGCUCUUGAAUUUUGUACAAAGGAUAUAGAAGAGAACCAAGAGAUAAUAUACAAUGUUGCCGAGUUAACUGAAGAAGGUCAACAAAUUGUCAUUGCUCGUGGAGGAGAGGGUGGUUUAGGCAAUGUGUCUAGUUCCAAAGAUUCAAGGAAAUCUAUGACUAUGAAGGCAGGAGUUUGUCAACAGAUACCUAAUCUUCAGGAUCCUAACAGUAUCCACUCCUCACUACAUGCAGGUUUACUUGGUGUUGAGACCGUUCUUAUAUUAGAACUGAAGAGUAUUGCUGAUGUAAGCUUUGUUGGAAUGCCUAAUGCUGGUAAAAGCACUUUACUUGGGGUUAUAUCAAGGGCUAAGCCUGCUGUUGGUGACUAUGCGUUUACUACUCUUAGGCCAAAUUUGGGGAAUCUAAACUACGAUGAUCUCUCAAUUACCGUGGCUGAUAUUCCCGGGCUUAUAAAAGGUGCACAUCAAAAUCGUGGUCUCGGGCAUGCAUUUCUGCGCCACAUAGAGCGCACAAAGGUUCUUGCUUAUGUGGUAGACUUGGCUGCUGCUUUAAAUGGAAGGAAGGGAAUUCCGCCUUGGGAACAGCUUAGAGAGUUAAUUCUAGAGCUAGAGUACCAUCAAGAUGGUUUGUCCAAUCGACCAUCCUUGAUAAUUGCAAAUAAGAUUGACGAGGAGGGUGCAUGUGAAGUAUAUAAGGAGUUAAAGAGAAGGGUACAAGGCGCAAGUCAAAACUUUGAUUAAUGAGGAGACUCUUCAGGAGGGAAUGAAGUUUGCAGAACACAUGCGAGCAAUAGCUGGUUCUAAGAUCGUAAUAAUGGUUUUCACAAAAACAGACACUAAAUCUACCCGCCGCUGUAUUCUUGAGGUUGAAAAGAUCCUCGAGUGCCACCAAACUUUUGGCCAAAUAGUUCUGUCCGUAUUUUACGAGAUUGACCCAUUAGAUGUACGUUUUGAAAACGAUGGUCUUGGAAAAGCGUUGGCAGAAGCUGCACUUAAAAGCCCUUCAGGAAAACAACUGGAAUACUGGUGGUGUAGACAACCUGCAGGUAUCUUUGGUUGGGAUGUCAGAGAUUUCAGGUAAAGAAAUAAAUCCUUCCUACUUUCUUCUAUCUUGGGACUGAAUGCAUCAUGUGUUAAUUAAGGUUGUGAUUUGUUUGUCAUAAUACAUUAACAUUCAUCUUGAAGGCAUGAUGCUGAACUUGUGAAGGUAAUUGUUAGCCAUGUUCAGACAUUGCUAGGCUAUGCAGACAUGUAUAUUGCCCAAUUUCCUCUUGGAUUAGAGUCCCAGGUAGAAAAGGUAAUUGGAUGUAUUGAAA
Vigna radiata var. radiata (mung bean) is the source of this 2743-nucleotide messenger RNA. Its product is annotated as probable GTP-binding protein OBGM, mitochondrial. Gene Ontology annotation, cellular component: mitochondrion. NCBI's taxonomy places the organism in Eukaryota, Viridiplantae, Streptophyta, Magnoliopsida, Fabales, Fabaceae. The transcript is spliced from 8 exons. The record is from RefSeq and is a predicted model, not a curated record. Gene Ontology annotation, molecular function: magnesium ion binding; GTPase activity; GTP binding. Bases 765 to 2168 code for a protein of 467 amino acids.